AUCCCCUCCCCACUCUUCGUCUUCCUUCCCUCCCCCUCCCCCUCUACUCUCUCACCUGCAAUUUCUAGGGUUCUAACCUAAUUCUUCUUCUAAAAAAUCAUUCAUUCAAAUCCCGUUUUCUCAAAAUUUAACCCUUUUCAACCUCCGAAUUACGUUCCACUCAUUCAGAAAACAGAUUUUAAUUAUUGGGUUUUGAAGAGCCUUCAUGAUCGAAAAUGGGGUUUUUGCACUUUCUGUAAAUGCAUAGUUUCGAAAAUGAGAUUUCAGGAGUUAGCUUCUUCACAAUGGACUGCUUAACUAGCACCGGUGAUAAGAAAACAUUGAAAAGGUGGUUUUUUAUCGACAAACGGGUUGGAUAAAGAUCGGUUAACCGUUGUCCCUCGAAAACUCUAACUUUCGUACUCUAGCUCUUAAAAUUAAUCUUUUGAUCAAAUGGAUUUGAGCUCGAUGAAUGCGUCUCCUGUUCUUGCUGAUUCUAGUCCUAUAAAUCAGACUAUUUUAGGUUUUCAUUCCGGUGUGUUUUCUCGAUCAAUCUCGAAAUAGAAACCGGCUAAACUCGAUGAUGUACGAUUCAACGGUUGGCUUGAUGCCAUGCAAUCUUCUUCACCUCCUCGUAAAAGCAUGCUUAAAGAUAUCGCAAUUGAGCUUGCUUCUGAUGACAGUGAUCUCGUUUAUUAUUCUUGGAUGCUCAAGUAUCCAUCGGCCCUCAAGUCCUUUCACCAUAUUAUAACUCGUGCACAUAAGAAAAAGAUCGUGAUCUUCUUAGAUUAUGACGGGACCCUCUCACCAAUCGUAGAUGAUCCCGAACGCGCUUUUAUGUCAAUUGACAUGCAUUCUGCCGUAAAAGAUGUUGCUAAGUACUUCCCCACAGCUAUCAUUAGCGGAAGAAGCCGCGAUAAGGUUUUUGAGUUAGUAGGACUAACCGAACUAUUUUAUGCUGGUAGUCAUGGUAUGGACAUCAUAUUUCCUGCCAAAGAUACAAUUUCGGUCAACCGUUUAAACUAUAUUCGAUCUACUGACAAACAGGGUAAGGAAGUAAAUUUGUUCCAACCUGCUAGAGAGUUCAUACCAAUGAUCAAUGAGGUUUUCAGGACCCUUGUUGAGGUAACGAAGGAUAUCCCAGGGGCAUUUGUGGAAAAUCAUAAAUUUUGUACUUCUGUACAUUAUCGUAACGUUGAUGAGAAGAGCUGGCGUAUGAUUGCACAACGUGUUCAUGAUGUCUUGAAAGAUUAUCCUCGUUUGACAUUAACUCACGGACGGAAGGUUUUAGAGGUCCGUCCUUUGAUUGAUUGGGACAAAGGGAAAGCGGUUGAAUUUUUACUCGAAUCGCUUGGGCUAAGCAAUGCUAAUGAUGUGCUUCCAAUUUAUAUCGGGGAUGAUAGAACAGACGAAGAUGCAUUCAAGGUGUUAAGAGAAGGAAACCGCGGUUAUGGGAUUCUGGUAUCUUCGGUACCCAAAGAAAGCAAAGCUUUCUUGUCUCUUCGGGACACUUCAGAGGUCAAAGAGUUCCUUAAAUCGUUAGUUCGAUGGAAGGAACAAAUGUCUAAUGUUGACGGUUAAUCAGAAGCAGCAGAUACCAAUGUUCUGGUUUUGUCGUUUUAACGUUCAUGAAUAAGCCGGGUUGAAGCUUGCGGGAAGCACAGGCUGAGCAGGAUACCAUUUUGUUUGUGUUAUUCGAUAGUUAAGUUAAUUUUUUAUUGAUUGUCUCUUUAUUUUUUGUUUCUAUUGUCCAUUUAAAUAAAAUUGUCCAAUUUGUUUGAA
Messenger RNA from Helianthus annuus (common sunflower), 1761 nucleotides. RefSeq names its product probable trehalose-phosphate phosphatase F. The transcript has 11 exons. Lineage: Eukaryota; Viridiplantae; Streptophyta; Magnoliopsida; Asterales; Asteraceae. Gene Ontology annotation, molecular function: trehalose-phosphatase activity. Bases 592 to 1560 code for a protein of 322 amino acids. Gene Ontology annotation, biological process: trehalose biosynthetic process. The record is from RefSeq and is a predicted model, not a curated record.